GGCCUAAACUGUUUCUGUGUUUGGACUUUUCCUCUGAUGACGUCAGCAGGUGGGAUCCGGGUUUUCACUCACACACACACUUCCUGGAUGUUUGGACUUUUCUCCUCAACUUUUUUUUUUUUUUUUUUUUUCUGAAACUGAACUGAUGUAAAACUGUAAAACUUGAACCAAACCUGAGACCAAACCGAGCCUGGACCAGCGGAAGAUCAGAAGCACUGGACACGUGACACUCUUGACACUUUACAUUUGACACUUGACACUUUAAACGUGACACUUCGCGCUGUUCUCGGCUCCCGCACGCGCUCUGCUCCGGGGCUCUUAUUUUGAAGGCGCCGCGCGGACUUUUAUUGUGAAGCGCGUCUCCACAGAAGCUCCAGGACUCAGCGGGACCAGCCUCAGCUCCAACCCGGACUUUACGCACUUAGCUCGGGGCUGUCAGGCGCCGCUCCACCCGGGGACACAUCCAGCGGGGCGGGGGACACUUCCACGCGGACACGGGACCCACGGGAGCCGCUCCGGGACCGAGACCUGCGGCUUCGUCCGGGUUUGACCGAGACUCCGGCGGGGACCGAGGCGAAGCGGAACCACAAACAUGAACAAACCGCAGCGGGCGCCCGGGAGCCGAACCCUGAGCGCCGUGGAGGUCAAGAGCAAGUUUGGUGCAGAGUUCCGUCGGUUCUCUCUGGAUCGGUCUAAACCGGGUCGGUUUGAUGAGUUCUACGGUCUCCUGCAGCACGUGCACCGCGUCCCCAACGUGGAGCUGCUCGUGGGCUACGCCGACGUCCACGGCGACCUGCUGCCAAUCAACAACGACGACAACUACCAGCUCGCCAUCGCCACGGCGACGCCACUGCUCCGCCUCUUCCUGCAGCGCAAAGAGGACUCGGACUUCUCGGCGUUCGGUUCGGACCUUCUGAGCCGUAAGAAAAGCCCCGGUUUGUCCGCGGUUCUGCUUCGGCCGGAGUCUCGUCGGAAACCGGCGGUGACCAUCAGUCUGCCCAGAGACUUCCGUCCGGUGUCGUCCGUCAUCGACGUGGACGUUCUCCCCGAGAGUCUGCGCCGCGUCCGUCUCUUCAAACACGGCCUCCACAAACCUCUGGGCUUCUACAUCCGCGACGGCUCCAGCGUCCGGGUCACGGCCCAGGGCCUCCAGAAGCUCCCGGGCAUCUUCAUCUCCAGGAUGGUCCCCGGGGGCCUCGCCGAGAGCACGGGGCUGCUGGCCGUCAACGACGAGGUGCUGGAGGUCAACGGCAUCGAGGUGACGGGCAAGAGCCUCGACCAGGUGACGGACAUGAUGAUCGCCAACAGUCAUAAUUUGAUCAUCACGGUGAAACCGGCCAAUCAGAGGAACAACGUGGUGCGGAGUCGAGAGGCCGGGGCGGCGUCCGGCAGCUCGGGCCGCUCCUCCGACAGCGGCGCCAGUUUCUACGGUUACGCCGGGUACGGCGGCGGCGCGGUCGACUCCGGCCCCGCCCACAUCAUCCAGAACUUCCCCGCGGGCGAAAUGGAGAGCGACGAAGACGAGGACCUGGUGAUCGAGGCCGGAGCCGAAGAAGAACCCGACAUCCCCCGAUACGAACCGCACCUGCGCCUGCGCCGAGACCCCGUCACCUCCGCCACCUCCGACCCCGCCCUCUCCGCCACCUCCGACCCCGCCCUCUCCAACGGGUCCCUCGCCGCCAGCGCCAGCCUCGACAGUUUAACCGCGACGACGACGAACGGCUCCUCCCCCCGCAGAGCGCCAGAGAGGCGGAGCCUGGAGGAAGAGGGGACGGUGAUCACGCUCUGAGACGCCAAACACAUCGACCGGACCGACACCUGCCACCGACACCUGCCACCGACACCUGUGAGGAGCCGUGGCCCCGCCCACACCUGGAGCAGCAGUUUAUGUAAAUGACACAUCGAACUCAUUUCAACUCAAAAUUCUCCUCAACUUGACUAAAAUGAUUAUUUCAGAUGCAAUAAAUUAGAGACCGACCGAUAUAUCGCACUGAUAUUUGCACUUUUUGGCGAAUCUGCGAUCGUCCUUAAAUCUCGAGCGUUGAUAUUUGGUUUGGACCUGAACAAAAAGUUUUAUUUGAAGAAAACUCCCAAAACCGUGACCGCAGGACUCUGAAAAGUUUGUGCUAAAUUUAAAUGACAGAAUUUGGGGAAAAUAAUAGAAAUCGGUCCAGAAAUAUCGGUUCAGAAAUAUCGGCAGUUUAUCGGCGCUGGCUUCCUCUGGAUUUUAAACUCCAGACGUGAGUCGAUCUCAACGAUGAAACUGAAACAAUAACCACAAAAACAACAAACUGCUCAGGGUCAGGUGCAGGCGACAGGAGCGACAGGAGCGACAGGAGCGACAGGAGCGACAGGGGCGACAGGAGCGACAGGGGCGACAGGGGCGACAGGAGCGACAGGAGCGACAGGAGCGACAGGAGCGACAGGGGCGACAGGAGCGACAGGAGCGACAGGGCGACAGGAGCGACAGGGG
This is a messenger RNA of Boleophthalmus pectinirostris (great blue-spotted mudskipper), 2473 nucleotides long. It is a transcript of the gene pard6b, whose product is annotated as par-6 partitioning defective 6 homolog beta (C. elegans). The transcript is spliced from 4 exons. NCBI's taxonomy places the organism in Eukaryota, Metazoa, Chordata, Actinopteri, Gobiiformes, Gobiidae. Bases 593 to 1789 code for a protein of 398 amino acids. Gene Ontology annotation, biological process: centrosome cycle; establishment or maintenance of cell polarity; regulation of cellular localization. Gene Ontology annotation, molecular function: protein kinase C binding. Gene Ontology annotation, cellular component: nucleus; apical plasma membrane; cell cortex. The record is from RefSeq and is a predicted model, not a curated record.